AUGGAAAAUUCUCUCGGGAUUCGUCCCGGGUACGAGUUCUCGCCCUCAGGGAUGGAAAAUUCUCUCGGGAUUCGUCCCGGGUACGAGUUCUCGCCCGCCCGGAUGGAUAAUUCUCCCCAAAUUCUAACGGGGUACGAGUCAUCGCCGGGUUUACGGAUGGAAAAUUCUCCCGGGAUUCGUCCCGGGUACGAGUUCUCGCCGGCUCAGAGGAUUAGCAGAAGCUCCGGGUCUCGGCCCGGUAGCAUGCUGUUGCCCAAAGACAGGAAAUUGCUGAGAAAAAGCAAUAUUCCUGCAAAGCAGAUGAAAUUGCCUGAAAAUGGCAAUAUUCCUGCAAACAUUUGCCAGCUUUAUGCUGAGUCAAAGCAGAUGAAAUUGCCUGAGAGCAAUAUUCCUGCAAAGCAGAUGAAAUUGCCUGAAAAUGGCAAUAUUGCUGCAAACUUUUCCCAGCUUUAUGCUGCGGCGAAGCAGAUCAAAUUGCCUGAAAAUGGCAGUAUUCCUGCUAAUCUUUGCCAGCUUUAUGCUGAGGCGACGCAGAUGAAAUUGCCUGAAAAUGGCAAUAUUCCUGCUAAUCUUUGCCAGCGUUACGUUGAGACAUGUCGUGGAGGCGGUAAAAGGAACCCCUCACAAGUUGACAAGUCCGGCAAAAAAGCCGAGUCAUUGCCACUUCAGAAAUGUCACUCUGCUCCGACAUCUGAAGGAAAAUCCCGAACAAAACGGGCUUCAAAAGGCAUGGGGUUUGCUUCCCGAAAGAGAAAGUCGCAGCUGUCUAAAACACAAGACUGUCGGCCAUCUGUAAAGACUUCUGUUCAGAUUGAACAGCAAGAUCAUCGCACAGAACAGUUCGAGGAUGUCGAAAGUCUCUCCCAAAGUAUGGAUUCAUUCCAAUUUGAGGACUUGAUUGAAACAAAUCCUCAUUUGAAACAGAAUAAGGACAUUCCAUACGAGCCAUUAAAACAUUUCAAUGGUCACUUUUCGGAGGAUAACAUCUUUGAUCUUAUGCCAUACGUCCUGUUAAGUGAAAUUCUUCCGGAAGAAUUCAUGGCCGCUCAUUAUAACGGAGGCUUUCAAGGGGACGUGAGCUGUAGUUUAAUCUUCCCUCGCAUGUUUCUUGAAGACAUUCAGAUAGACCAAAGAGAAUGGCUAACUGUCGUGGGAUUAGUCUUCGGUAUGGUUGAGUUCCUCCCGUACUUUGAUAGAAACUUUGGAUUUCUGGCUGCAAGAGAAUCUCAAGAUCUUCCUGCGUUCAAGUCCAGCAACAUAAUCGGCAGACGGCUGAGGAAAACUCAAGUAAGGUUGACGCCUCUCCAAAGAAACCCAGGGCUUCCCCAAGCAAUAAGUCAGCUGAGGACAAACUUAUGA
Messenger RNA from Bursaphelenchus xylophilus (pine wood nematode), 1359 nucleotides. Lineage: Eukaryota; Metazoa; Nematoda; Chromadorea; Rhabditida; Aphelenchoididae. The record is from the annotation of a GenBank genome assembly.